Didymodactylos carnosus is the source of this 507-nucleotide messenger RNA. The record is from the annotation of a GenBank genome assembly. Lineage: Eukaryota; Metazoa; Rotifera; Eurotatoria; Philodinida; Philodinidae.
AUGAUUUCUUCAUCAACAAUCUCUACUGAACGUAAAUGUGAUUUACAUACGGCCGCAAUUAACUGUAUUAUUCAGGAUGGUCUUCCAUUCGAUACAUUUCAACGUCCCGGUAUGUCAAAAUUUUUAUCCACGGCUAUUCCAGGCUACAAGGGGCCUCAUCGAAAAACAGUACAUUUAUGGAAAAGUCCACGACGUAUUCAUUUUAUUAGUCUUACAGCACAUGUUUUUAACAAAAAUUAUGAAAGUAUACCAAUUGUACUUGGCUUUCGUCGAAUAAUUGGCCCUCACACAGCAGGAUCAAUUGAACGCUAUAUAAAGUAUGAACUCAAUCGGCUUAAUAUCAAAAAAGAACAAAUAAUUAGUAUAACGACCGAUAAUGGUAGUAACAUAAAGAAGGCAGCAUCAUCACUCAAGUUUGGUGAUCCAAUUAGCUGUAUGGCACAUAAUCUGAAUACGGUCAUCAAAAAAGAUCUUUAUCUUUGGAUUGAACCAAAACCAGAUGAGUAA